GUCCACAUAAGCAUCCUUAAUUCUUAUAUUUAUUUUCUUUUUGGAUUGGAACAUGUCCCAUUCUAACGGUCUCGCGCUAGGAGAGAGUACCUCGCCAGUCAAUGUCUGGGCUGACCCGAGAGCCGGCACAUUAUCUUUCGAGAGUACGCCGGGCGGCGCAACGAUGCCGGGGGUGGAUGACUUCGAGCUGGCAUCCUACUGUGCUGGCUUCGAUGGCCAUCCUGGCCCCCACGAAGUCAUCCUCCCUCUUCAGGAUGACCCAAACCAGAUCAUGCACCCCAGCCUCUAUUCCCUUCAAAUGACUUUUCCCCAGGACCACUCUUACAAACCGCUUCAUGAGAGCACCACCUUCAAUUUCGAAGAAGGCGCCAUUGGCACCUAUCCUCUUCACAAGUCCAACGAGACGUCCCCCAAUUUCCUGUUGUCCACCACCAUUGGCUACGAGGCAUCCCCGUCCCCCUUAUCAUCACGCCCAUGCACGGCAGGCUAUGAAGGAGAGGAGAUGGGUUUUUCACCCUCUGCCCCGGUGGAGCUCUCCUCUCAUGGCUGUAGCUUCGGAGCCACCGAUGGUUUCUCAUUCUAUUCCGACUUCGAUCAGCCUGGCUUCGAUUGGAAUCCGUCCCCCAAGUCCAACCCACAAGCCCACCAGAUAGUCGACAGCUCUCCCCUCCAAUACAUCUCCACAUCCCUCAUUCCGCCACCCUCUGCUGAUGGAUUACUCGGACCACAGGAUCAGGGGGGCGCCAACACCCUGAUCGAGCCACUGCCGGACUUCAAGUUUCAAGCCGGUCCAACCACCGCAGCGCACUCGAUCAUCCCCCACGAGAUAUCAGAGCCAUAUCCAUGGUCGAGUGCUGCUGCUCUAUCGCAUCCUCCCCGACCGAGGAUAGAUGGCGGGUUCCCACACAGUGAAGUGUUCACGACGAGAUGCGUCCAACCUACCAGUCUGAUGUGCCCUCAAUCGGUUAGCGGGAAGCCGAAAGACGCAGGCCUGGAGUCGAGCCAGUCUUCGACCUAUGGAAAGGCCUCCUUCUUGCCCGGGAAUUGGGAGUCGCAAGGGAUCUUCGCCGCCGAGAGCGUCGACGACUCCCCUCAACCAAGCAGAAGACUUGCCGCGAUCAAGCAGCCAUCUACCAGACGCAAAACUUCUGUCAAGGAGCCCCUAACAGCUGCCGGUAACACUGCUCCGAACGGCUCCAAAAGAGCCGUCCAAGCGCUCUCCCGCGCCGCCGAUGAUCCCCCCGAUCCUCAGGAUCCCGCCAAACAUUCCACCCCAUCAUCCGCGCUCAAUAAGACCCCCGAUGGCAAAUUCGUCUGUUGUCGAAUCUCCAAAGAUACCCAAGCUACUUGCGGUAGAAAGUUCCAACGAUCUGAACAUCUGAAGAGACAUUGGGCCACUCACGACGAGCUCAAACCAUUCCAAUGUCACAUCUGUGAACGAUUUUUCGGCAGAACCGAUAAUCUGACCCAACACGUCAAAACACACGCCAAUGCGCAUGGAAGAAACACCAAGUUACUGAAAGCCAAGAUGCUCCAAGAGGCCGAAGAAAGCAAGGGACUUCGGAAGCUCGAGCACAAGCCGACGGCGUACUACAGUCGAUCAACCAGACGCAGAAAACUUCAAUCAGCCUCUUGA
Messenger RNA from Puccinia graminis f. sp. tritici CRL 75-36-700-3, 1636 nucleotides. RefSeq lists its product as uncharacterized. The transcript is spliced from 4 exons. Gene Ontology annotation, molecular function: DNA-binding transcription factor activity. Bases 53 to 1636 code for a protein of 527 amino acids. Gene Ontology annotation, cellular component: Ste12p-Dig1p-Dig2p complex; Tec1p-Ste12p-Dig1p complex; nucleus. Lineage: Eukaryota; Fungi; Basidiomycota; Pucciniomycetes; Pucciniales; Pucciniaceae. The record is from RefSeq and is a predicted model, not a curated record. Gene Ontology annotation, biological process: sexual reproduction.